Molecule: messenger RNA, 7889 nt
Organism: Linum tenue
Lineage: Eukaryota; Viridiplantae; Streptophyta; Magnoliopsida; Malpighiales; Linaceae
Source: the annotation of a GenBank genome assembly
GGGCCUAAUUUCAGCAAGAGGGCUCUUUGUGUUUCCUUGCUGUCCAACUCCAACUACAAAAGUCUGUUUGGCGCCACAAAGCGUCACUUCCCUUCACUGCUCCACACUCAUCUCCUUUCACUCCACAAUUGCAGUCUUCGAGGGCACCUAGCAGCCAGCAAAUCACCACAAAGAUCCAACGACGCUACACAUCGGUGGUAGCAGCAGCAGAAGAAAAAGAUGGCAGACGUCAGCUCGCCGAUGGACAUAGACCACAACGGCGAGAAGCCGAACAAACCCAACUCGUCAUCCAAAGGCAAAACCGUCGUCGUCGACGGCACUCCUCCUGCCCAUCCCAAGUCUACACCCUGGGUCGAGAAGUACCGCCCUCAAUCACUCGACGAUGUCGCCGCUCACCGUGACAUUAUCGACACGAUUGAAAGGUUGACGAACGAGAAGAAAUUGCCGCAUCUAUUGUUGUAUGGACCUCCUGGUACGGGGAAAACGUCGACAAUACUUGCUGUGGCGCGGAAGCUCUACGGCUCUGAAUACCGUAAGAUGAUUCUUGAGCUGAAUGCGUCGGAUGAUAGAGGAAUUGAUGUUGUGCGGCAGCAGAUACAAGACUUUGCUAGCAGUCAGAGCUUCUCAUUCGGUAGGGCAUCUGUGAAGUUGGUUUUACUCGAUGAGGCUGAUGCCAUGACUAAGGAUGCACAGUUCGCCUUGCGCAGAGUGAUUGAAAAAUACACAAAGAGUACUCGGUUUGCACUCAUCUGUAACCAUGUUAACAAGAUUAUUCCGGCACUACAAUCUCGAUGCACACGAUUUCGAUUUGCUCCACUCGAUCCUGUUCAUGUCACUGGACGAGUGAGACACGUCAUAGAGUCUGAACGGCUUGAUGUGACUGAAACUGGCUUAGCAGCACUUGUACGGCUUAGCAGCGGUGACAUGAGAAAGGCUUUGAACAUUUUGCAGGUUUGGAAUUUUAUAUUGGUGCAGGCUACACAUAUGGCCUCACAGCACAUUACAGAAGAAGCUGUGUACCUCUGCACCGGAAAUCCAUUGCCUAAAGACAUUGAACAAAUAUGUUUCUGGCUUCUCAACGAGCCGUUUUCAGAUGGUUUCAAACAUAUUGCUGAAAUGAAGAACCGAAAAGGAUUGGCUAUGGUGGAUAUAGUAAGAGAAGUAACAAUGUUUGUUUUCAGGAUCAAGAUGCCAUCAGAUGUACGGGUCAAGUUGAUCAAUGAUAUGGCUGACAUAGAGUACCGGUUGACUUUCGGGUGCAAUGACAAGUUGCAGCUUGGCUCCCUUAUUGCUUCUUUCACCGGAGCGCGAUCUGCUCUAGUUGCCGUGGCAAAGUAGAAUGCCAUUGUUUAACCUUUCCCCAGGCGUCGCCCCUGGGUGAAAAUCUGCUUCUGGAGGUCAAACAAGUAUUGAAUGUAGAUUGUAGAGCAGCUGAAUGAAGCCCUACUGUAAACUAGUUGGUAUGUUUUCCUUUUUUUAUCCUGGACUGAUUCGAGAAAUAGUACUGGCUAGGAGUUCCAUCUGCUAAUCACGAACACGAUAAACAAAGAUCGAUGUUGAAUCUUGGUUACUCUAAUAUAUUCAGGUUUUCUCCUCUUAUGAGCUUUCAUCCUGUACAGAUAAGUUUUCAUUUACAUAAACAAUACACCGCUCGCAAGAUCAAUUCGUGACUUGCCGGGCGCACUCCUUUAUGAGAGUAAAACCUACCCCUUACAAAAUGUACCGAUUGAUUCUAAGCUGCAACUUACAAAAUACUGAAUAAAUACAUCUGUACAUCAUAUUGCCCAACAAAAAUGCUUUACAUGCGGUGCUGUAGAAUAUUUAUGUCUCAUUUCCCUCCUUGUAGCUAUGGUGGUUUUUAUUCCGAGGUCGUGUUUGCCCAAACAAUCUCAAUUUCAAGUGUUAUGGAAGUGUCGUCUUUGGUGGCAUCGUUAGUGAGGGUCACAACUCCAUUGUACAUUCCGUCUGUUACCACUCUAUCGAUUCGGACACUUACUCUUCCUAGCGUUGUCUUGCCAAAUGUGCCCUUGCUUUUGCAGACAAUGCUGAGCUGCUGUCCUCUAGGCGCUACGUCAAAUGGCCAUGUGAAAGACUCAUUCCAUUCUGGCGAGCUAUUGUUGCUUACCACCUUGGUUUGCCUUUGAGGGCUGUUGCCGAUAGUCAACUGACAUAAAGCAUUCGCCUGCUUCAAGUUGUUCCCGCGCUUGAUGGUGACUGUCAAACAUCCGGGCAGACAGCGCAACAGUGCAUCUGCUUUGUCGUAGGUACCCGGCGGACAGGCUUUCGACAGGCUUUGCAGGACGGGCACAGCUUCAGCAGUCAUCAUCGCCUGAGACUUGGCUAUAUCUACGGGCAUGGCCGACCACGAAUCCUUCAAUACGCACAGUGUGUCCAAUGCACACAUUUGAGCCGCCUCAUUGUCGGACUUGAGAGCAGUUACCAAAUGGGGGAUGCAUAACGUUGCUGCUUCCGAAGCGUGGAGCUUAGCAAAGUUGGUGAACACGACGUUUAUGGCUCUCAGUAUCCGAAUGUUCAUAGUUGCUGCGGACAAGAACUCCCUCUCCAGUGCAGCUGUCAACGAUCUGACGAGCUCAGUGGAAACGUAUUCCUGAAGCGACUGAUUCGAAAACAUAAGCUUAAUCAGCACGGCUGCCUGCGCUGCCACAUCAGCACUAGGCGAUAUCAGCAGUUCCUGGAUCACCAAUAUCCCGCCGGCUUCCGCCACCGCUCGCCGAUUCGUUCGACUAUGCAUCACAAAAUUCUGCAGCGCACAAACAGCCACCAUCGUCAUCUCCUCUGACGGCUGAUCUUCCAGCAAGCUGACCAGCGCUCGACAAGCCGACACCGAAUCGCUCGAUCUCGCGUGACCUUCUUGCUGCGACAGAUCUCCGAGCGCCAGAGCAGCAAGCAGCUUGCAGGUCUCCGACGUCGUUUGCGGAUCCAGCAGGUACUGCGCUAGAGGUGCGAUCGCGAACUUCGUAAUCUUCAUUUCUCGAACCCUAACCUUGUUAAACAGAGCUUCAAGCAACCUCCCGGAGAUCUCUUCACAGUGAUGAGAUCUCAACAGAUCUAACAGCGCAUCGACAACUCCAGCUUCCACCAUUUGCUCAGCGCUCGACUCAUCGGCUCGAUCGCGAACGAGCAAUGCGUUGAGCGCAACCUUAAUCGUGCUGUCGAAUGUUGACUGCAACAUUCGAGCUAGAACGAGGAGAGGGACUCUAUUGUAGUACUCGACGUUGAACCGGAGAAUAUUUGAGAGCGUUAGAGCUGCCGCUUCCCAUAGCUCGAGAGAUGGUUCGGGAUCGUCUUGGACGAUCAAUUUGGAGAUCUCAUGAAUUCCUCCUGCAUCAGCGACUUCCUGUGGCCAGGUGGUUGAGAUUUUCUCCAAUGCUGCCACCGCCGUCUGCUGGAGUGUCAGGAUUCCGAUUCCGGCAAGCCUCACGAGUGGCACGACUGCGUUCUUCGUCAUGAUAUCUUGCUGGAAGUGUUCCUGUGCCAAGAGAUGGGAGAGAAGCUGGGUGCCGACAUGUUGAAGCUCUUGAGUUGAUGAUUGAAGGAAGGAGAUCAGUGGCUCGAUUGUCUGGCUUGGUGUGAGUCUUAAUGUGGUAAGGCAUUGCGGUUUUUCCAAGAUAUUGACGAGUGCGUUUAAGGCGCUGUUCUGUCCCUGUGAGCCGAAAUCUGGCUGAAGCAAGAGAUCGAAGAGUGGCUCAACGAUCUUUGCGGCUUCUGGACUCCUUGCUAUGGCGCUACUGUUGGUCAGUAUGCGGAACAAUUCAGCAAUUGCAGCGCAACAUGGCAUUGAUGCGCGCGGAAGAAUUUCGAGACACUUUUCCAAGAUUCCUGCUCUCACCAUGUCCUGUUUUCGGUGAACUCGAUCUUUCCCCAGCUUUAUCAGCACUGAUACACUUCCUUCAACGAGUCGAUACUCUGUGCCAGAAACAAGGCUGAUGAGAAGGUCCAAUACCUCAUCAUUUGUUGAAACAUGCUCCACAAGUUGGUCGUCUUCAAGUAGCUUCUCGAAUGCCCAAACUGCGGACUCUAUAGCCGAAACUGAUGGAGAUUGGAUGAGAGAUACAAGUGGUUCAAUGCACUGGUGAGCAAUUGGAGUUUCUCUGAACUUUGUAUUGCUAAAGAGUACAUAGCAAACCAGUGCAGCACUUCCUUUUAGCUCUGGAGAUGAAGAAGAAGUGGAGAGUAUUCUAUACAUGGUCUCUAAUGCAUUACCAUCUACGUCGAUGAAUAGAGCAGCUUUUGAAGCGUUGUUCCCCGAGGUAAGCUUGAUCAAGGUGGAAAGUAUAGAUUGUUGCUCGUUUUCUGAUUCAGCAACGUUGACCAUGUCGAUCAAGGGCUGAAUAGCUUGUCUUGCUAGGUCACAUGUCUUAAUCUUCUCAGAAUUGAAGAGCUCGUGGAGAGCCCUGGCAGCACUGAAUCGAGCAUCUCUACAACCUAGGCGAAGGACAGCAACGAGAUGGUUCAAACAACUGAGUGCCACUUCAUGUCGUAUGAGAUCUGUUUUCUUGAAAAGUACCCUCAAAAGGUCGGAUAUAGAAGCCUCAUUCGAGUCCCUAUGGUUUAAUGAGAGGUACUUGGUUAAUGACUCUAAAGCACCAGCUUCAGUCAUGAUCAACUUGUUUGUAUCACUUCCCUCGGCAAUGCGAUACAGAAGCUCUACAGCAAUUGGAAGGGCACCAAGUCUAUUAGAAAUGGGACACAGGAGAUCCACCAACAAAGGGAUAGCCUUAUGAGCAGUUGGCCCCCCACCACUUACGUCUUCUUCCUCAAAGAGGCGUUGCAAUGCAAGAUGAGCUGGGUUUUUCUCUAGAGAGAACUCUUCUGAAAGUGUGGCUAAAUUUGGCAUCUCACAUUCAUCAGAGCCAACUAAUGGGAUUAAUCCAGUAAUGGCACCAGAGUUAGCGAUAGAGAUGCUUAUUCCUUUGGUUCCAUUGCAAGCGAGACUCGCAAGUGCUUGGGAUGCGAAGAAUCUCUCGAUUAUUUUGUCGGACCUCAGCAGGUAAGAAAGAGAAGCACAAAUGAGUAAUGCCGUCCCGCCCGCUCUCACUUCUGAGCUCGACGAGUUUGUUAUUCUGCCGGCCAAAGUAGCAACUGAACUCGAUCUAGCAAUCAACAGAUCGCCCAACAGAACAGGUUGCUCACCACAAAGUCUGGACAAUAUCUCGAUUGCCUUAUCUUGAACCACAGGAGACCCCUUCGCCAAACAAUAAACUAGAGGCUCUAAGCUUGAUGGAACUUCAACUAGCGCAGCCCAUGGUUGGUAUUCUAAGUUUGCACCUUGCUUCGUCCUUGUCAAGAGUGAAACCACUUCUAAACCAUCAGUCACAUCAGUCCCACUCUUCUCCAUUGAGUUUAGUGACUCGAGCACCGAUACAACCACAAAACGACACUGAGCACUCCCACUAAUCACCUCACUUACAGGGAAAUGCUUCAGAAGUUGAUGAAGUGCCUGAGAUGCACUCUUCUUCCCUUGUAAACUCCCUUCCCCAAGAACUCUUGUCAAACCUGAAACAACAUCUUCCACUAAUGCUUCGGCAGCAAGAUGAGGGUCGGAGAGAAUAUUUGCCAGUGCAGCAACUGCGGAUUCUGCACUCUCCAUCGGAGAAGUUUUGGCUAAGUCAAUGAGAGGCAUGACAUCUGUUUGCGUGAUGUGAGCCAUUUUCUUGCUCGACUUGGUCUUCUUUGGACGAGACAAUGCAGCUAAUGCUUGUGCUAGUUGUUUCACGACAGACUCUGUGUUGUUCCCAUUUAAGAUCUUCUUGCAGGGAUCCACAAUCUCACUAGUCGAAAAGCUGUGGCAGAUAUCUUGUCGUGUGGUGAAUAGGUCAGCAAGAAUAUAUGCAGCAUACUCUCGUGUUUCUCGAUUUGGAGAGGUAAGAACCUGAACAAGAGAUCUUACGGCUUUACUAGCAGGAGAUUCUAAAUUCCCAAUAUCCUUCUCUGAUGCUAAUGUGAGCACAUGGCCCAGAACCUUGAUGAUGUGAGACUUCGAAUCUAUGGACUCGUCAUCUAGCAUUGGUAAUAGUAGAUUGAUCGUGGAAGAAUCUGCGCUUCUAACAAGCCUUAAAAGAGCCAUAGUGGAGGUUUCUUGAGCUUUUGGUCCACCAGUUUUAAGUAGCCAUAUGAAAGCUGGGAUGGCUCCUGCACUUUCAAUGCAUUCAUGAAUAUCCUCACUAUGACAACACAAGUUCCAGAGGACAAGAGCUGCGUCUUCCUUGGCCUUCUGGGUUCCAAUAUCUAGUAACUGUACCAGUGGUGGAAUCCCACCAGCAGCUGUUAUAGCCCACUUGCUCUCAUCCUCUUGUUCAGUCAGGAUUACCAGCAGUUCAACUGCACACUCCUGAUGUUGUUCGCUAGAUAACCCGAGUAACGAGAUGAGCAUCUGAAUUCCUCCUCUCUUUCCAAUCGAUUCCCAUAUGCCCAUCUUGUUACGACAUAGCUUGAUUAGAGAAGAUAUCAGAGAUUCUUGCUCAUCCCCCGUCGUAGCCAUUAUCACAAGUAAGGUGAGGAUUUUCUUCGCAUCUGCAUUAUUCAACCAUUUUUUGAGGUGGACAUUGCCAUAUAGGCUAGCCAUUGCUUUGAGAACACGCUCUUGGAAUAACUUAGUGUCACGAGGCUUCAAUAGUUUGAUCAGUAUGUCCUCUACCUUUGUUGCAUCAAAGGGUUCCUCUUCAUCUGAAGUAUUAGACUCAUUCUCAUAGAUCAUCAAAGCAUAAGCAAGGGCUCCAAGUAUAUCAGCAACUGGUGCAGAUAGUCGAGGCGACUGUGAGAGUUUUCCCAGAUGUAGCAGUAAAGCUUGCAUCCCACCGUAGAUAUUCGCUAGAGCUCGUGUCGCAUGGGUCUGUAAGGCAUGCAGAAUGGAAUCCUCUUGCAUACCAUCUUUUGAUGCUGGAGCAACUAUAGAAGCAAUGAGAAUAUUUACACCAUUUGCAUCCACAACAUCCUUUCUAACAUCUUCAGACUUUGCGGUUAGAGCGUCCAAGGCCUCGGCAGCACUAGCAUUCACAGAUAUAUCAUUUUUCUGUUCCAACAUUUUCAGCAGAGUUUUAACUAUUCCAACAUCAAUGAAUUUCUCGAUAAUGUCGCUAAAAGUUAGCAUCAAGCUUGCCAAGAGAGAAGCAGCAUUUGAUUGUGCAAAGCUGUUAUCAGAAGACAGAAGUUUGAUGAUGAUUUUCGCUCCUCCAUCCUCGAGUAUCGUUCUCCAACACGAGUCUUUGAUGCUGGAAAGAUUUCUCAGUGCUCCGACCACAAACCCUUGUACCACUCUGUCUUGUUUGUUCUUCGGAUCGAGCUGGUCCCAUAGAGUUGGCACCACACUCUCUGUCAAGAAAAUUUUCAUGCCAAUGUGAUCGUCUGAAGGCCAACCCGAGGAGACUUCAUAUAUGGAUUCCGCUGCAGCCUUCCUCGCUUCAGGUGAUUCUGAUUUCAGAAGCGAUAGCAACGGCGGGAUGCACCCACCAAGCAGUACCUUGACCCUCAAGUCAUCAUCUUUUGACAUAACACUCAGUGUUGCAGCUACAUUCAGCUUGGCACCGUCAGUACCGUUUCGCAGAAUCGAUACGAACAAUGGCAUCGCUUGAGCGUGCGAACCAAUGACGGUCCUUGCCUCCUUCUGCGCUUUGGCGAUUCCGAGGACUCGCGCAGUAAUGAGUUCCUUUUCAUGGUGAGAAGACACUUUGGCGUGCAGUUUCUCAAUGAAGGCCUUCACAAUUGGCGAGCGAAAGGGGAAAUAAGAUAUGAGAGAAGAAGAUAUCUGAAAGAGGUUGUCCAUAGACAGUAGAGAAAAGCUGGAGGAUGAAUCAAUGGCGGGUUACAGAAGAUAUCAGUCUGACUCGCUCAUUUUGCUUUCCCUUUUCUUUCAAUUCAUUUUUUUUUUC